Molecule: messenger RNA, 1463 nt
Organism: Verruconis gallopava
Lineage: Eukaryota; Fungi; Ascomycota; Dothideomycetes; Venturiales; Sympoventuriaceae
Exons: 1
Coding region: 555-1340 (261 amino acids)
Source: RefSeq, a predicted model, not a curated record
GAUGGUCCAGAACCUUUAGCGGCAUUUCGAGAUCGCCUCAGCGGGUCCCAAGGAUCUCUCAUUUUCUUCUUCUGGCCUGCAGUUGGGCGCGGAGUUUCACCCGAAAAUUGUGCAAGUUUGUUAACGGCCCUCGGGCUUUUGACGAUUUUUGCUGUUUGAAAGGUUUUUUCUCCCCUCUGUUUGGGGAAGUGCGCUUGUCAUCUGGACUAUUUCGCCACGUUUUGAGUUGGCUGAUUUAGAUUCUCUUGUCCGCAUCUGCCGAACUGGCUUACAGCUCUUCAUUUACGGUCCAUUGACCUUAAUGUCUCGAAACGCUGAGCUUGAAGAAAAAGCCAACCGGCCAAAGUCAAAAUGUCACGAUGCGGCGCUUUAGAGAGGUCAAUGACUUUAGCCGCUUGAAGUCAAAGCUACCCAUGAUAUUCAUGACAUCUCCACCAAUGACAUUGUGGCAAAAGCCACAGCAUUCAGGCAGCCUCAUGGCACCGGUCAAGGACAAUCCGAACAUCCAAAGCACAACCAAGUGCGAGAGAGAAUCAAGACGUAUAUAAAUAACAAUGGCGGAGCGCAAGCAGCAAAGCGCAGCUGAGGAUGACUGGGAGGAGGUCCACGCAAGCGAACCAGACGAUACUAUCUCGCUCCACUCCGAAACCGAAACCGAAACCGUGGAGAACAACCAGCACUAUGUCGAAGUAGACGGGCCAAAGAAGACUACAUAUCCGGGACGAAUCUACCAGGACCCCAAUGAAAAACUCGUAGGGUCUAUACCAACGCUUAGACGCUCCCUUUACAAUCUCAAGGACACUCUUAGCGAGAGCAUCGAGCAACUCGAGGAUUUCAAUCAAGAAUAUGCCAGUAUGGAGGCACUCUCCAUCAGUGUGCCAAUCAAGCAACUUCAGGAGAAGCAAGUCAAUGCGCUGAGUAUCCUCCUCACGAACAGCGGCACGGACUGGGAGGUCUCUGUCCUCCAAGGCGGCAUGAGCUUCGACGAGUUCGCCGAGCUAGAUCCUGUGUCGAUUGACGAACUGUGCAGGAUCAUGAAGGAUUUUGUGCACGAGGUAAGAGCGCACAAGUAUGCGAGGAAAAAAGCUGCGGACUACGACGAAGAUGAAGACAACGCCGAUGUUGCAUUUCUUGAUUUCAUACUGCCGGCCGUGGAUGAGAUCAGCCUGCUGUUGAGGAUCGAUGAGGGCAGUGCUACAAAGCAACAUGAUAACCUCUCUGGACCAACGCUGCUGAGCACGACCAAGGAGAAUUGCGGAGAACAAGAGACUGAACCAAAACCCAAGGAUGAUCACGAUCAGAUAGUGCACGAAAGGAUGAUGAUGGCAUCAGAUUGGUAAUGGGCAUGAUGUGGGAAAGCAGCGUGCCUUAAAUUGAUAAUAUAAUACUUCCUGCGCUAACUUAUGCCAUGAUGAAAUGUUCACCAAAGUUGGUAGACCAUGAAAUUCAGUCUUCGUCGUCGC